AUGACAUCCAACCGCCCCAUUGUUAAAGUCGCAGCCGUGCAAGCAGCUCCUGUCUCGUUUGACCUGGACAAGAGUCUGCAGAAGCUGAGCAAGCUGACAGAGGAGGCUGCAGCCGCCGGGGCGGAUCUUGUGGUGUUCCCGUGCGUAAACAGCAUCGGCGCGUCUCUUUUGAGGUUGCGGCUAACAAAACACAGAGAAGCGUUCUUGUCUGCCUACCCAUGGAGAUACAGCUUCGACACGACAAUUGGCGCGCGCGAGCCGAGAGGGCGCAAAUGGUUCGCCAAGUACUUCGACUCGGCUGUCGAAGUACCCUCGCCUGCUUUCGACAGGCUGUCCGAAACGGCUAGGGCCAACAACAUCCUUCUGCAGGUCGGCAUCAUCGAAAAGGCGGGCGGCACGCUGUACUGCACGGCCCUGCUUCUCGACCGCGAGGGAAAAGUGGUGUACAAACACCGCAAGGUAAUGCCGCCAACAUUGCCCGUCGUUCGCGCUCGCACUGACAACCAAAAGUUGAUCCCGACGGCGGCGGAACGACUAGUGUGGGGACGAGGCUCCGGCGACGGCCUCCAAGUAUUGCAGACAGAUGUUGGAAAGGUCGGGAGUCUGAUCUGGUCAGUUGUUCCGAACCACCGCAGGGCCGCACAACAAAGUUGA
This is a messenger RNA of Colletotrichum higginsianum IMI 349063, 654 nucleotides long. Its product is annotated as Carbon-nitrogen hydrolase. The record is from RefSeq and is a predicted model, not a curated record. Gene Ontology annotation, molecular function: catalytic activity. The transcript is spliced from 2 exons. Lineage: Eukaryota; Fungi; Ascomycota; Sordariomycetes; Glomerellales; Glomerellaceae. The coding region runs from base 1 to 654 and encodes 217 amino acids.